AUUCUUCCCUAGGCCUAUUGACGCAAAGCAUUGUGGUUAAGGGCUCCGUUCGCGGCUAGCUUGUAGCAAUGGCGACGUCUUUAGGUUCUAACACUUACAACAGACAAAACUGGGAGGAUUCGGAUUUUCCGAUUCUCUGCCAAACAUGUUUGGGAGAAAACCCUUACAUCCGGAUGACCAAAGAGAAAUUUGGCAAGGAGUGCAAGAUCUGUGCACGUCCCUUCACUGUGUUCCGCUGGUGUCCUGGGGUCCGGAUGCGCUUCAAGAAGACAGAAGUUUGUCAGACCUGCAGUAAAAUGAAAAAUGUCUGUCAAACCUGCCUUUUGGAUCUGGAAUACGGUUUGCCCAUUCAAGUUCGUGACACUGGGCUGUCCGUUAAAGAUGAAGUACCGAGAUCCGACGUAAAUAAAGAGUAUUACACUCAGAAUAUGGAGAGAGAGAUUGCUAACUCUGAUGGCACACGACCUGUGGGGCUGCUUGGGAAGGCACCGAGCAGCAGCGAUAUGCUGCUGAAACUGGCUCGUACCACACCGUAUUACAAGAGGAACAGACCACACAUCUGUUCCUUCUGGGUGAAGGGGGAGUGCAAGAGAGGGGAAGAGUGUCCAUACAGGCAUGAGAAGCCCACCGAUCCAGAUGACCCGUUGGCUGAUCAGAACAUUAAGGACCGUUAUUAUGGCAUUAACGAUCCUGUGGCUAACAAACUCCUGACGCGGGCCUCCUCCAUGCCCAGACUGGACUUACCGGAGGACAAGUCCAUCACCACACUCUACAUCGGAGGCCUGGGAGAAGACGUUACAGAUUCUGAGCUCAGGAACCACUUCUACCAGUUUGGGGAGAUUCGCACCAUCACCAUCGUUCAAAGGCAGCAGUGUGCUUUCAUCCAGUUUGCUACACGGCAGGCUGCAGAGACGGCUGCCGAGAAGUCUUUUAAUAAACUCAUCAUUAAUGGACGUCGACUUAAUGUUAAAUGGGGCAGGUCACAGGCGGCUCGAGGAAAAGAGAAGGAUGGGGUGACGGAGAGUGGAAUCAGGCUAGAUCCAGUGCCCGGCCUCCCUGGUGCUCUGCCCCCACCCCCUGUGUCUGAUGAAGAUGCCUCCAACAACUACUUCAACCUGGCUCCCACCAGCUCCCAUGCUGUCAUGAACCUGGGACUUCCUCCUCCACCUGGGGUUGCCAUGCCCCCACCGCCUGGCUUUGGUCCUCCUAUGUUCCACACCAUGGAUCCCAUGGCCCCGCCGAUGCCCCCUCCAAUGGCCAUGAGGCCCCCCGGACAGGUCCACUACCCAUCCCAGGAUCCUCAGCGGAUGGGUGCCCAUGCAAGUCGCCAUGGAGGCCCUUAGAUAGUUAUACAGCUACCUCACUGUUGGGGUAUGAACAAGGAAAACAUUGGAAAAAUACCAGCAUCUUAGAAUUUAAACCAUGGCAAAAACCUUUCUUUUUAAAAUUUUGAUUUAUAAUAACCCUUAAUGGUUUCUGUUAUCAUCUUGUCAGUUUUUAUGUUUUGUAUGUAAUGAUAUGAAACGGAUAGCAUGCCUUUUUUAGGGCCGAUUGACAAAGAAUUGGUUGCAGUGACCAACAAUUACCAAGUGGGGGAGCUAUUGACUAUUUCAUGCACCUGAGGUCUUUAUUUGUUUGACAUUUUAUUGUCCUGCACCUCUAGAAUAUUCCAGGAUUCAUAUCAUAUUACAGUUUGUGCUAGUCUCCAUCUCUUCCCAUUUUUCUGUAAAGCAUGUUGUCCUGAAAUGUUUUUAAGACUUUUGUUUUUAAUGUACGCCUGUCUAGUUUGUGGUUCCAUUAAAGAAGCAUCACAUUUUGAAA
Messenger RNA from Carassius auratus (goldfish), 1821 nucleotides. RefSeq names its product pre-mRNA-splicing factor RBM22. Lineage: Eukaryota; Metazoa; Chordata; Actinopteri; Cypriniformes; Cyprinidae. The record is from RefSeq and is a predicted model, not a curated record. The transcript has 11 exons. Gene Ontology annotation, cellular component: U2-type catalytic step 1 spliceosome; Prp19 complex; U2-type catalytic step 2 spliceosome. Gene Ontology annotation, molecular function: U6 snRNA binding; pre-mRNA binding; metal ion binding. The coding region runs from base 69 to 1343 and encodes 424 amino acids.